Molecule: messenger RNA, 966 nt
Organism: Penicillium riverlandense
Lineage: Eukaryota; Fungi; Ascomycota; Eurotiomycetes; Eurotiales; Aspergillaceae
Exons: 1
Coding region: 1-966 (321 amino acids)
Source: RefSeq, a predicted model, not a curated record
AUGGCAUUCUCUUCCUCGCUGACCCAGAUCUGGCCGCCGCGACCGACCUUUACCGAGAAAGAUGUCCCUAGCCAAGAGGGACGGGUUUUCAUUGUCACCGGUGGAAACCAGGGCGUUGGGUACGAGCUCAUCAAGAUGCUAUACCCUACCGGUGCCGUUAUCUACAUGGCCAGUCGCUCUAAGGAACGCGCUGAACAGGCCAUCAAGGAAAUCGUGUCUACGGACCCAUCCGGCUCUGCGCGCCUUCGGUUCCUUCAUCUCGACCUCGACGACCUCAAUGCGGUCCGGAGUGCUGCCGAAACAUUCUCCCAGCAAGAAUCACGCCUCGAUAUUAUAUGGAACAAUGCCGGGAUUGGCUCUGUGAAGGUCGGCUCCAAGACUAAGCAGGGAAUCGAGGCCCACAUGGGAGUCAAUGUCAUCGGUCCUUUUCUCUUCACUCAGCUCCUCCUCCCUAAAUUGCAGGCGGCGGCGGUAGCCUCUCCAAAGAACAGCGUCCGCAUCAUUUGGACCAGCUCUUAUACUGUAGAGUCGUUAUCCCCGAAUGGUGGCUACAACCUCGAGGACAUCGAGAAGGGAGGGACCAACAGCGCCUACACCAACUAUGCCAUGUCCAAGGCGGCAAACUGGAUGGUUGCUGACGAGGCCGGGAAGCGCUAUGGAAAGGACGGUAUCAUCAGCGUGGCUCAGAAUCCGGGAAACCUGAAGACCCAUAUCUACGACACCCAGACCAAACUCAUGAUGUUCUUCAUAAACUGGCUGCUACAUCCACCAAAGUUAGGCGGCUAUACCGAACUAUAUGCGGGCCUCAGUCCAGAGAUCACAGAGAAGCAGCAGGGCGGGCUCAUCAUCCCGUGGGGUAGAUUCCAGGCCCGAAAUCCGAGGGAGGAUAUCUACAAAGCACUAGAGGAAGGCAAGGGAAAGGAAUUGUGGGAUUGGAUCGAAGCUCAGAUCAAGGCGCAUGCUUGA